UUCAAGACCAAAAUCUACGCUUCUCAAGAUGCCUCCUCUAACUGGUUUCUCGGAUAACCCGUUUCGUACGCGGAACGAUUUAGCAACGGCUGCCCUCGCUUUAUUGCGACCUUUGACAAGUCAUUUCUCGAGCUCUUGUGCCCGCAUCCGCCUUCCGGUAUCCACUGGUGCUCAUUUUGAUGAAGGUGCUGCACAACUAGAAGGCUUUGUCAGACCACUUUGGGCAGUGGCGUCCCUUCUACAGUUUCAGUCCUCUUUGUCAGAAAGAAACCCAUCUGAUAAAAACCUGAUUGAAGGCAUUGAGGAAGUAGUAAGACCUUGGAUCGAAGGCUUUACUGCGGGGACAGACCCCGACCAUCCCGAGUAUUGGGGCUCAAUUGGAGAAACUGAACACCAGCGCAUGGUCGAAGCCGAAGUGAUCAGCUACGCGCUUUUGUGUGCUCCAGAGAGAAUCUUUCAUAGUCGCGAUGAUAAGACGCGGAGGAACAUCACGUCUUGGCUCCGUGGUAUGAACGGGAUGCCAAUGCCAAACAACAAUUGGCGAUGGUUCAGAGUAUUUGUCAACCUGGCACUGAUCAAAGUUUGUGGUGUACCGGCGGCCGAGGUUCUCAAUGAGAUGAAUGCCGAUUUGGAACUUCUCGAUUCUUUCUACAUCUCCGAUGGUUGGUCUGGCGAUGGUCCAUGGCUGACCACGGAAGAGGAAGAGGAGGAAGCUGCAGAAUUCGAGCGAACUCGUCGAAGAGACGCAAUUGGCAAGGGACGCCAAGUGGACUAUUAUUCUGGAAGCUUUGCCAUUCAGUUCAGUCAGCUGCUGUAUGUGAAGUACGCCGAGGAUUUGGACCCUAAGCGAGCAGAAAGAUACCGACAGCAGGCCAGAGACUUUGGAUCGUCCUUUUGGAAAUAUUUUGACUCUGAUGGAUCUGCGAUACCAUUUGGCCGAUCUCUUACGUACAGAUUCUCCUGUGGAGCCUUCUUUGCGGCACUUGCAGUCAGCCCCAUACCCGAUAUGCCAUGGCAGUUGUCAAAGCCUGGACAAGUCAAGGGUUUCCUUUUGCGACACCUCAGGUGGUGGGCCUCUCGCUCAAGUGAGAUAUUUCAUUCAGAUGGAACUUUGAAUAUAGGAUGGCUUUACCCGAACAUGUUUAUGUGCGAAAACUACAAUUCACCACAGUCUCCUUACUGGUGUCUAAAGACUCUGAUUGCAGUUUCACUCGCACAAGACGAUAAAUUUUGGUCCGACGAAGAAGAAGAAUAUCCACGUUUCUUCAAACCACAGCUUGUCCCUGCACCACGGCAAAUCCUCAGUAACCAUCCGAUGGGCAAUCAUCAUUUCUGUCUGUCACCUGCACAGUUUGUUGCCUGGCCGAUGAAGGCAACACAAGCCAAGUACUCCAAAUUUGAAUAUUCCUCCACAUUUGCCUUUUCAGUACCCACUGGACCACUCAUCCAACAGAUCGCACCCGAUUGUACGUUAGCGCUCAGCAGAGAUGGUGCAGAGACUUGGGCUCUGAAAUGGAAGUGCUCGGAGCCAACUUUUACAAAUGUCUCUGUGAAAACAAAGGCAGGCAUAUCUCAAGUUCAGGCCACCUCGGUUCGAUGGUACCCUUGGGGAGACAGAGGAGUAGAUGUCCACACAACUCUAAUCCCACCGACCGACAGAUGGCCGGAUUGGCAUGUGCGUGUUCAUCGUGUUCAAGUCAAUACUGCUAUCCGUAGCUUGCACACCGUGGAGGGGGGUUUUGCUUCACCGAGCCGGUGCUCCCGGGAUGGAAGGAGACUACCCGACAUCAACAAACUAAGUGCUGGUCUCAAUAUUGGAUCUAGUGAAGGUGUAUUGGAGACAGUGGAUUCGAUCUUGAUGCUGUCGGUAGCAGGAGCUACUGGCAUCUCUUCCGGGUCAACAACAAACUCUGCAAGUUAUGCCACGAAAGCCCAGCCGCUCAAACCAGAUGCAAACACAAACAUAGCACAUCAGAGGACGUUGAUUCCUUUGAUAACUCGCGACGUGGAGCGUGACAUUCAAGCUAAUGAGGAGUUCGUUUUCGUUACGCGAGUUUUUGCAAUCUCGGCUACUGCGAACGGCAAUCGACGAGUAAGCGUGACUCUUGAAGACCGAUGGGAAGAUAUGCCCCGAGUGGUACUGCCAGAGUCGAACAGUUCAAGUUCCGACGACGAAUGUAUCAUUCUAUCUCCAUAGAUAAGAAUGAAAUUGGUGGCUGAGAGCGCCAAAACUUUGAAACAAGAAUUGAAACUUGUCUUCUAAGUCUUACGAUAGGAAGCUACAUCUCUUUCACCCUGUGAUAUGUAACAAUAGCAUAUUGUGUACCUGGG
Molecule: messenger RNA, 2331 nt
Organism: Penicillium brasilianum
Lineage: Eukaryota; Fungi; Ascomycota; Eurotiomycetes; Eurotiales; Aspergillaceae
Source: the annotation of a GenBank genome assembly